AGUGACAGUUUUUUUAGUUUAUUUUUCGAUUUUGUUUACAGUUUGUGUUAGUCUUAACUUAAGCUGUACUGUUUUUAGUUUCUUAUUUGAUAUUGUUCAUAGCUAAGUUGCAAAAUAGCACACUACUGGUUUCAUAAGCUAAAUAACCAAAAAUUGAAGGAAAUGAGGGAAAUUGAUGGUUAGAAAUCUGCGGCGAGGUUAAACAUUGGGAUUUUUUUUUUCGUCUCUAGAUUUUAAUCUCCAAUCAUGGAAGUUGGCAAUUCACCUACUUCUUCUGAGUUCUUUGCACAUAUCUUGCAAACAAGUGUUAGAAUCAAAGACCCAUUUGCCGGAAGGUCUGUCCACUGUCAAAUAAUUAAGAAAGGCCUUCAUCUUGGUGUGUACUUGAUGAACAAUCUUAUGACUUUCUAUGCUAAAACUGGGUCACUUAGGUUUGCUCACCAUGUGUUCGAUGAAAUGCCCCUGAAGUCAACAUUCUCAUGGAACACUCUGAUAUCUGGCUAUGCCAAACAGGGUAAUUUUGAGGUCUCACGUCGCCUUUUGUAUGAAAUGCCUGACUGUGAUCCUGUUUCUUGGACUGCCAUCAUUGUGGGUUACAAUCAAUUUGGUUUAUUUGAUAAUGCGAUUUGGAUGUUUGCGAAGAUGAUAUCUGAGAGAGUCCCACCUUCUCAAUUCACAGUCAGUAAUGUUCUUUCUUCAUGCGCGGCAAAUCAAACUUUGGACAUUGGUAGGAAGAUUCAUUCAUUUGUUGUUAAACUUGGACUUGGUAGUUGUGUUCCUGUUGCAACUUCCCUGCUGAAUAUGUACGCAAAAUGUGGAGAUCCAGUCAUAGCGAAAGUUGUUUUUGAUAGGAUGACGGUGAAGAACAUUUCAACUUGGAAUGCUUUGAUUUCAUUGUAUAUGCAAUCUGGGCAGUUUGAGCUUGCUGCUUCACAAUUUGAGAAAAUGCCUGACCGAGAUAUAGUUUCUUGGAAUUCGAUGAUUUCGGGAUAUAGUCAGCAAGGGUAUAAUCUUGAAGCACUGGUUAUAUUCUCAAAGAUGUUGAAUGAACCUUCUUUAAAGCCAGAUAACUUCACCUUGGCAAGCAUUUUAUCAGCUUGUGCCAAUCUUGAGAAGCUGAAUAUUGGGAAACAGAUACAUGCUUAUAUUCUAAGAGCAGAAACUGAAACUUCUGGAGCAGUUGGCAAUGCUUUGAUAUCAAUGUAUGCAAAGUCAGGUGGUGUAGAAAUAGCUAGACUGAUAGUUGAGCAUAACAGAACUUCAAAUCUAAACAUUAUAGCGUUCACUUCCCUACUGGAUGGAUAUACCAAGCUAGGAAAUGUCAAACCAGCCAGAGAGAUAUUUAACAAAUUAAGAGAUCGUGAUGUGGUAGCAUGGACAGCCAUGAUUGUUGGUUAUGUGCAAAACGGGUUAUGGAAUGAUGCACUGGAGCUGUUUAGGUUGAUGGUUAAUGAAGGCCCUGAGCCGAAUAGUUAUACCCUGGCGGCCAUGCUUAGUGUAAGUUCAAGUUUGACUAUUUUGGAGCAUGGGAAACAAAUCCAUGCCAGUGCCAUAAAAGCUGGAGAAUCCUCGACACCUUCUGUUACUAAUGCCUUGAUAGCCAUGUAUGCUAAAACGGGAAACAUCAAUGUAGCCAAAAGAGUUUUUGAUCUUCCAAAUGGGAAGAAGGAAAUUGUGUCCUGGACAUCAAUGAUCAUGGCUCUCGCACAGCAUGGCCUUGGAAAAGAAGCCAUCAACCUGUUUGAGAGGAUGCUCUCAGUUGGUAUGAAACCUGAUCAUAUCACUUAUGUAGGAGUGCUCUCUGCUUGUACACAUGUGGGAUUAGUGGAGCAAGGUCGAAAGUACUAUAAUAUGAUGACUGAAGUUCAUGAAAUUGAACCCACUCUAAGCCAUUAUGCAUGCAUGAUCGACCUUUAUGGACGGGCUGGAUUGCUUCAAGAAGCAUACCUGUUCAUUGAAAGCAUGCCUAUAGAACCAGAUAAUAUAGCUUGGGGUUCGCUACUAGCAUCUUGUAAAAUUCAUAAAAAUGCAGAUCUGGCAAAAGUUGCAGCAGAAAGACUGCUUCUUAUUGAUCCUGGAAAUAGUGGCGCCUACUUGGCACUUGCUAAUGUGUAUUCGGCUUGCGGAAAAUGGGAAAAUGCUGCCCAAACUAGAAAACUAAUGAAGGAUAGAGGAGUGAGGAAAGAGAAGGGAAUUAGUUGGAUUCAUAUUAAGAAUGAAGUUCAUGCAUUUGGAGUUGAAGACGUUAUUCAUCCACAGAAAGAUGAAAUCUACAAGUUGAUGGCUGAGAUAUGGGAGGAGAUAAAAAAGAUGGGUUUCAUCCCAGACACUGAAUCAGUACUUCAUGACCUUGAAGAAGAGGUGAAAGAGCAAAUACUUAAAUAUCACAGUGAAAAACUUGCUAUAGCGUUUGGGCUUUUAAAUACUCCAGAGAACACUGCUCUGAGGAUUAUGAAAAACCUUAGAGUUUGUAAUGACUGCCAUUCUGCUAUAAAGUUCAUCUCCAAGCUUGUAGGAAGGGAAAUCAUUGUGAGAGAUGCUACUCGGUUCCACCAUUUUAAGGAUGGCUCUUGCUCUUGUCGAGACUAUUGGUAGGUGUAAGUUUUUAGAGAUUUUAUCCACAAAAGAAUUCUACUUGAUACGAAAAAAGCACUCUCCAAGACCAAGUGUCAGAAAGCCAGGACUUGCAUAACAGAGUUAUAAAGUACGAGUCCCCAUCUUAUCCCAGACAAUGUGUUCUUGACCUCAACUGGUUGUAGGGCGCCAAACUUCCAAUUUCAUUUUGAAGAGAAUGCAAACCUACAACAAGCCUAUUUGUGAUAUAUGCAUCUUAGAGAAGAUUUGGAAGAUGCAAGGCUUGAUGUGGCUAAUUUACUGGGAGCACUCAGAAUGAACGAGUAUUAAAGGUGCAUGUUUAAAGGAAUCUCUCUAUAAUUUUAAUAAAAGUGAACAGAUCAGGACUCUGACAAGCUUGAGAUGAAUUUAAAAGGUUGAACUAGUCUGUUCGAAAGUUUAAGAAACUGACUCUUGGUUCUGCUAGCAUCUCAAUCACCUCUAAGCCAGUCUCAUGGCCAAACAAGGUGUAUACGCUUGUAGUCCUCACCGAAUAGAAUUUCCACCAUCAAUCAAGCUCAACGUUUCCAACUACAUUCAGUGGAAAAAAUAAGUUGGCCAAACAAGAUCGCUUUUUGUCAUACAUGUGCUCAGACUUAUGCCAACGAGAGGGUCGUCUUGCUUAUUAUUAAUGUCUCCAAGUGGAUUCCCAUUGGGUUGGUCAUUGUGCAUAGUGAGAAUGGCUUGUGCCUGUUUGGUUUCCAUGUUUGAAGUGGCUUGUGCUAAUUGUUCAAGAGGAGAAACAGAACAUUUUCUUUGAAUCCUUUAAAGUGGGAUGUUCAUCAAUUAGUUUUUGAAUUAUGUUUUUUCAUUGCUUUUAUGCUGUCUUAAUUCAGUAAGCUAUGAUUCCAUGAUUGGUUAAAUUUGAGUAGUUUGGAAGUUAUUUUCUUAGAUUCACACUCAUUCGUAUGCCUUGAUAUUAGAUAUAGGCUAUACCUUUAUUGGACUAACUCCUGUAAUUGCGAACAGAGCUCAUACUCAACCAUCAAUAGAUAAGAGCAUAUGUCUAUGAUAA
Messenger RNA from Cucumis sativus (cucumber), 3628 nucleotides. Its product is annotated as pentatricopeptide repeat-containing protein At2g22070. Gene Ontology annotation, molecular function: zinc ion binding; protein binding; RNA binding. Lineage: Eukaryota; Viridiplantae; Streptophyta; Magnoliopsida; Cucurbitales; Cucurbitaceae. The coding region runs from base 247 to 2595 and encodes 782 amino acids. The transcript has 5 exons. Gene Ontology annotation, biological process: RNA modification. The record is from RefSeq and is a predicted model, not a curated record.